Xylaria bambusicola is the source of this 3006-nucleotide messenger RNA. RefSeq lists its product as uncharacterized. Gene Ontology annotation, molecular function: DNA binding; 5'-flap endonuclease activity; 5'-3' DNA exonuclease activity. NCBI's taxonomy places the organism in Eukaryota, Fungi, Ascomycota, Sordariomycetes, Xylariales, Xylariaceae. The transcript has 3 exons. Gene Ontology annotation, cellular component: nucleus. The record is from RefSeq and is a predicted model, not a curated record. Bases 488 to 2791 code for a protein of 767 amino acids. Gene Ontology annotation, biological process: DNA recombination; DNA double-strand break processing; mismatch repair.
GUCUUAUCGAUUGCGUGCACGCCUCAGCAUCUGCGGGCUCCCUUUUCUGUGAGCUGCUUCCCUUCCACACCAGCUAGCGCCCUGUUGUAAUGGACUGAUUGAAGCCCCGGCACUUUGUCGUUGCUGUGGAAUUGUUGCAUUGCUUCUCGUUGCAUUUUAUCUUCUUCCUUUAUACCCCGUAGCCUCAUCGCCUGAUUUACUACAUAUCCAAGCCUUUUCUCGUGAAUUUUCGGGGUGAAUCUUGGCGUGUUUACUUGGGUCACAACCCGCACCACUACGGUACUUCACACCACUUUGCUACGUCGCGUCUCUUAAAAGCCCUGCCACUCCAAGGCCCCCGUAUAGAUUCAAUAGCUGCCUCGAAAUUCUACUCCGAGCAAUUCGGUUACUCGCUGGACAGUUAAUUGACAGCUGUCUGAUGGCAACCUACUGAAUACUGGAAAUCUGGGCUACUGGGCCGCUGUUCACGCUAACACCUGCUUAAGAGAUGGGUAUCCAGGGAUUAUUGCCGUUGCUGAAGUCGAUACACCGACCUACGGAAUUAAAAAAAUUCAGCGGCGAAACUUUCGGUGUUGACGCUUAUGGCUGGCUGCAUCGAGGUGCUAUUUCCUGUGCUAUUGAGCUUGCGCAAGGCAAACCAACUAGAAAAUAUGUCGACUUUGCUAUGAACCGUGUUCGGAUGCUGAAGCACUUUGGCGUGACCCCUUACCUUGUCUUUGAUGGUGAUUUUCUACCUAGUAAAGCUGCCACGGAGGCCUCGCGCUCAAAACGAAGAGAAGAUGGUAGGAAGCUAGGAUUGGAGUUAUUGAAGGCUGGGAAGCCUUCACAGGCUCACCAAGAACUGCAAAAAGCUAUUGAUGUUACUCCUGAAAUGGCUCGCCACCUUAUCGAAGCAUUGAAGGCGGCGAAUAUUCCUUAUGUGGUAGCACCAUAUGAAGCCGACGCGCAGCUUGUCUACCUUGAACGUCAAGGGAUCACCAGCGGCAUUAUCUCUGAGGAUUCGGAUUUGCUGGUCUUCGGUGCUAAACGGCUCAUUACAAAGCUAGACCAGUAUGGACAGUGUGUGGAAGUUAAUCGUCGAGACUUUAAUGCUUGUCGUGAGGUAUCACUCGUUGGCUGGGAUGAUAGGCUUUUCAGGCAUAUGGCGAUCCUGAGUGGAUGUGAUUACCUCGGUAGUAUCCCUGGCUUGGGAUUGAAGACGGCGCAUCGAUUGCUCCGGAAGCACAAAACAGUCGAACGGGUAAUACGGACGCUUCAGUUCGAGGGCAAACAUCGUAUUCCAGCCGACUAUCUGACACUAUUCCACCAAGCAGAGCAAACGUUUUUGUACCAGUGGGCAUUCUGCCCAACGUCUGAGGAGCUUGUCAACCUUGCUGUUCUUCCACCCGACCUCGCGCUCGACCAACUUCCUUUCAUCGGCUCUCCUGUAGAGCCUCAGCUUGCUCGACGAAUUGCCAGCGGAGAUGUCAAUCCCAUUACAAAACGGGAAAUUGUUAUUUCUACACCAUGCUCCCCUAGGAAACGCACCGCAUCCGCCGCCCAACGCAGCAGCACCGUGCAGUCACAAGGUCUUCGAGAUACGCCUAAAAAACCUAUCGAUGCCUAUUUCAAAGGAUAUCGCCGCUUGCCCCUUGGGGAGAUGGAUCCAAACUGUUUCAAUGUUAAUCCAAAUAGGGUGACUAGAGAAGGCACUCAACCGAUUGUCUUUCCACUUCCAAGACCAUAUAUCGAUGAUGCCGAAUCGACAGCAUCUGAUCCUCUCCGUACAUAUAUAGACAGGGGCGGGCGUUCCUCAAGUGUGUUGCGCCGACGGACAGAGCCAAUUUCUAAUUUACUCGCUGGUGAUGGCCGUUCUUUGAUAUCGAGCUCGCGUCGAAACACUACUGGUCCUGGAGCCGAGGUUUCUAGGCUUCCAGACAAUUCUGCUGUGGGAAUUAGCCCUCGGCCACCUAAAAAGGCACGCCUCUGUAACGAUACCGCAUUGGAAUCGAAUACUGGAGAGGAAACGAGUAAAUUUUUCUCGCCAAGUGGCUCAAAUCCCCGAAAAGCAACCAAGGGGCAAGGUUAUCUGAUGUCGGACGAUUCCGUAGAAGAAGCACUGAAAGAACUACCAGACUUGGAUGGAUGGUCUACGGGGCCCGACCGUCGCAAGACGAUUGCAGUGUUUCAGAGUCACUCAGAUACUGUCGAGAUAGACUCGAAAGCUGGGCCAGCCUGCCUAUCAGAAGCGACACAUGGGCAACCGGAGACUGUCAUUCCCGACACGCCUCCGAAAUCUAAGUUGAGCCGUUUUAAUUACACGCCUAACGUUUUCCCUCGCGAAUCACAACCAAGUAGGCUGCCACGGAGACAGAGUUCAAACUCGUCUGCAAGGAGUUCGCUCAUUUCUUUGACACCGUUCUCUGCGUCGUCAAGUCAGCCAUCUACCGCUAAAACCACUCCAGCAACACCACGGCUUACGCCACUACAACAGCUUGAAAGAAGGGCUCUUGGUAAAGGCAAGGAAUCGCCAACAUCGAAAUUUGCGGCAACUCGAAUGCCUAAACGAUCUAGCCUCGGCCGAAUGAGCCUAGACUCGAUUCCCGUCAACCCAGCUUUUGUGCCACUACCGCCAGUCGAUCUCGCAGAGGUGGAAGCGUUGAAUGGCCCUCUUGGUAGCGAGGAUCUUCUGGUACCCGAGAGUGAGACGGAAGAAUUGGAAGCAGUGUCCGAAUCUGAGAACAAAGACCCCAGAGGGAAGACGAAUUGUAGGACAAUGAACUUGUCACAAUACAUAUUUACUGCGAACUGAGAGGUGGUACUUGGGGGUUUUUCGUCAUGGAGCAUAAAUGGUGCACGGGUAUGCAUAGCGUGGCGUUUUGGUUGUGUUUCUGUCAGUUUAUAGUAUAAUACAUACUCAGUAGGUAUGCUCGCUUUGUAAGCGCCAGAUAGUGGUACGGUACACACCAGUCUGUUGAGAUAACUGUCAAGUUUAUAUUACGAGAUACCCUUCGUUGUCACUUAAAA